AAAGAAGUUGUUUCAAGUUUUUGAUAUAAAAAGAGAAAGCUUUCAGGAAAAUCCUGGUGCUUAAAAUUGUCAAAGCUACCUGGCUCAGCACUAGGUGUGCCCUACAGACUGAAGUCAGAAUAACGUGAUUCAACGCACUAAGGCACCAAGACAAGUUUCUUCAAGGCAAGUAGAGCUCCUAUGCCCUGUGGAUGUGCACCUAUAAAAGGGGUAGAGGAUUUGGGAGGCUGCAUCUCUCAUAUGGGUGAACAAGUAAAUCUACCUGAAAUGACCAAAGACUGGAACAAAGAGCACGUGAAACAAUGGGUAACCAAAGACCUUGAGAUUGAGGAAAAAUAUGGACAGAUUCUGUUCCAUGAAGAAGUGACAGGAUUAGUCCUGCAAGAAUUAACUGAAAAGGAUCUUAGAGACAUGGGGCUACCAUGGGGCCCAGCACUUCUGAUAAAGAGAGCAUAUGACAAAUUGAGUAGUGGUCUCCCUGAAAAUCACAACCACAAUUCUGGACAAGUAGAUCACAGAAAACCCUGCAAAAAAGAGCACCAGAAAAAGAUACAACAGCCACAAAAAGAACAGGAAAAAUCAGUGUCAUCCAAUAGGGAUCCUAAUCUCAGCAAGACCAGAGAUACCAAAGAACAAGAAUCAGUUCUUAUGACAGAAAAUGUAUUAAAUGAAGUAGCAAUCACUGAAGACAAACAAAAUAAGAAGCUAAAACCUGAGCAGUUGACUUGUAUGCCACAUCCUUUUGAUCAGCCCCAGAGCAGCCAUCAGUACAUAGAACAUUACCUUCUACCACCUGAAACAGGACCAGGCAACCUCAUAGACCCCAUUCACGAGUACAAAGCCCUCACAAACACAGACACAGCCACAGAAAAGGACAUUAAGAUGAAAUUUAGCAAUGAAGUCUUCCGAUUUGCAUCAGCUUGUAUGAAUUCACGUGCCAAUGGCACCAUCCAUUUUGGGGUCAAGGACAAACCCCAUGGAGAAAUAGUUGGUGUGAAAGUCACCAGUAAAGCUGCCUUCAUUGACCACUUCAAUCAAAUGAUCAAAAAAUAUUUUGAAGACAGUGAGAUCAAUGAAGCCAAGAAGUGCAUUCGGGAGCCAAGGUUUGUGGAAGUCCUCCUGCAGGACAAUACACCAUCUGACAGAUUUGUCAUUGAGGUAGAUAUUAUUCCAAAACACUCUGUAUGUAAAGAAAAGUAUUUCUACAUUAUGAUGCAAACCCUUCAAAAUGAAACAUGGAAACAAAGCGAAGAACUUUCACUCUUUGUGAGAGAAGGGGCUAGCUCAAAGGACAUCUGGGCCAAUAUCAAGCAACGGGAUGUGGAAUUUAAAGCACUUUUUGAAAAGGUAAAGUCACUAGCAGUAUCUAGAAAAGAAGCUGAAGAGAAGUAUGAGGCCCGGGCAAAUAAGAAAGAGAGUGAAGGACAAAAGCUGGUUAAACUUCUCAUAGGAAACGAAGAGUCACUGGAUAAUUCAUACUACAAUUGGUAUAUUCUUGUAACAAAUAAAUGCCAUCCAAACCAAACAGAGAACUUAGAUUUCCUAAAGGAAAUUAAAUGGUUUGCUGUGUUGGACUUUGAUCCUGAAUCUGAGAGCAAGGGGGUGGCCAAAGCUUACCAAAAAAGCCGGGUUGCAAAUCUUCACUUUCCAAGUCAAUAUGAGGAAAAGACAGCUGCCAUAGGGGAGACAAUAUCUCGUCUGAAUCUUUAUGAUCAGCCCAGCUGGAUCUUCUGCAAUGGCAGAUCAGACUUGAAAGAGGAAAAGUAUAAGCCUCUAGAACCACAUUUAUGGCAGAGAGAAAGGGCUUCUGGAGUCAGGCAACUGAUUUCAUUUCUCACAGAUAAAAAUCUCAUGACAAAAGGGAAAUUUCUGGUGGUGUUUCUAUUGCUCUCUCCAGUGCAAAGCCCAGGAGACCCACUCAUUGAAACCUUCUCUGCUUUCUACCAAGAUCUCAAAGGAAUGGAAAGUAUAUUGUGCAUCUGUGUAAACUCACAGAUUUAUCAAAGAUGGAAAGAUCUACUACAAGCCAGGUUGACAACUGCAGAUGAAUUAGAAGACCACAGUGUUUCCACUUUAAAUUUAGAAUUGAUAAACAGUACUAUCCUUACACUGAAACCAGUCACUCAGUCAUCAAGACGGUUCCUGCCAUCCUGUGGAUCUUCUUCCGCUAUCUUAGACAAAAAAGAAGAGGAUAUCUUGACCGCACUGGAAAUUCUCUGUGAAAAUGAGUGUAAAGACACAGAUAUUGAGAAAAACAAACCUAAGUUCCAAGAAUUUAAGAAAACAAAAGAAGAGCACUUUUAUCGAGGUGGCAAAGUGUCCUGGUGGAAUUUCUAUUUUUCUUCUGAAAACUAUUCUUCAGCCUUUGUCAAAAGAGACAAUUACAAAAACCUUAAAGAUCUGAUACAGUGUUGGGCAGAGUCUCCUAAACCAUUAUUUGUAAAAAUUAUCAAUCUCUACCAUCAUCCAGGCUGUGGGGGUACUACACUGGCCAUGAAUGUCCUCUGGGACUUAAAGAAAUACUACAGGUGUGCUGUGUUAAAAAACAAAGGAACCGAUUUUGCAGAAACUGCAGAACAAGUGUUCAAGUUGCUUACCUACAAGGCUACCAGCCAUCAGGAUUAUAUUCCUGUACUUCUCCUGGUGGAUGAUCUUGAAGAACAGGAAAAUGUCUAUAUUCUACAGGAUAGGAUCCAUUCCAUUUUAGUAGCAAAUGGUUUGAGAUAUGAAAAAACACUGGUAAUCGUCUUAAACUGCAUGAGAUCCCAGAAUCCUGAUCAAAGUGCAAAAUUAGCAGACAGUAUUGCACUAAAACACCAGCUUUCAGCCAAGGAACAAAGAGCUUUUGAGGCCAAACUUGAGGAAAUUGAAAAGCAACAUAAGAACUGUGAAAACUUUUAUUCCUUCAUGAUCAUGAAAGAAAAUUUUGAUAAAUCAUAUGUAGAAAAUGUAGUCAAGAAUAUCCUAAAAGGACAGAAUAUUGACAGCAAGGAGGCGCAACUUAUUUCUUUCCUGGCUCUACUCAACUCUUAUGUUACUGAUUUUACAAUUUCAGUGUCACAGUGUGAAACAUUUUUGGGAAUCACAUGUGCUCGUACUCCCUGGAAACCUGAAAGCAUAGAAGACAAGAUGGGAACCUAUUCGACACUUCUAAUCAACACAGAAGUCGCCGAAUAUGGCGGGUAUGCAGGUGUGCGCAUCAUUCACCCUCUGGUUGCCAGUUGCUGUCUCAAAGAGCUGGAAAGGAGAUACCACUUGGAUAAAUGUCAAAUUGCAUUGACAUUAUUGAGAGAGAAUUUAUUCUAUGAUUCUGGAAUAGGAAAAGAUAAAUUCCAACACUACGUGCAAACCCUUCUGCUUACAAGACAGCGCAAAGAAUGUGGAGAUGAAGCGGACACUUUGUUUUCUCCAUUAAUUGAAGCUUUACAGAAUGAUGAAGUCGAAAAGGUCUUGAAACAAGGAAGUGUUCGCUUCCCACAGAAUGCAUUCAUUUGUCAGGCCUUAGCAAGACAUUUCUACAUUAAAGAGAAAGACUUUGACAAUGCUCUCUAUUGGGCAAAAGAGGCCAAGAAGAAAGCCCCUAAAAACUCCUUUAUCUCAGAUACACUUGGCCAGGUGUACAAAAGUAAAAUCAAAUGGUGGCUGGAUGAAAACAAAAACUGCAGGGAUAUCACCGUUAAUGAUCUAACACAUUUCCUGGAAGCUGCUGAAAAUGCAGCAAGAGCUUUCAAAAAAUCCCAGGAGACAACUGACAGGAGCAAAUCCGCAGCAAACUAUGAAACAGAGACCUGGUACCCACAGAAGUCCCAAAGAAAAUAUGACAUGUAUAAUACUUCUGGCUUCUUGGGUGAAGUCGAAGUUGGUCUUUACACUAUUCAGAUUCUUCAGCUCACUCCCUGUUUCCACAAAGAAGAAGAAUCAUCUAAAAAAUCUAUGGCAGCAUUUUUAUCAGGAAAGGGGAAUAUUCCUACAGAUCCAAAAAAUGAAUAUUAUUUGGUUCUUAACAAUUUCACAUCCUACUUACAAAACUUGCAGUCAGAUAUGAAGAAGUGCUUUGACUUUUUUACUGAUUAUUUGGUUCUUUUAAAAACAAGGAAUACCCUAAAAGAAACAGUUGAACUCUCAUUAAGCAAGAAAAUCAGCUGUCAUUUCAGGAAAUACGUGGAACUUUUCUGCCCUUCGGUUUUUGGUUCAUUACAAAGCAAAGAGAGUCAGUUACUCCAAGAGGAGACUUGUAGGGAAAGUCUAGAAGCUUUGAGAGCAGAUAAGUUUUCUGGACUUCUAGAAUAUCUUAACCCUAAUCACAAAGAUGCUGCAACCAAUAUGGAAAACAUAGUGAAGCAGUACACUUUCCUCUUUCAGCAAAAUCCACAAAAACGGCUGGCAAAGGAGAAACAAAAUUUCAUUUUGGCCAACAUUAUUCUUAAUUGUUUAAAACCCCACUCCAAGUCCAUUCAGCCACUUAACAAACUUAAAAAACAGCUUCGAGAAGUGUUACAAUUCGUAGAACUAAGUCAUCCAUAUCCAGACCCUUAUUUCUUGGCCUGCCUGCUGUUCUGGCCAGAAAAUGAAGUAGAUGAAGAUGCCAGGCUACUGGAAAAGUACGUUUCAUCCUUAAAUAGAUCCUUCAAUAGACAGUACCGGAGAGUGUGCAGGUCCAAGCAGGCAAGCACACUUUUCUACCUGGGGAAGAGGAGGGGGCUCAACAGUCUUGUUCACAAGGCAGAGAUAGAGCAGCACUUCACGAAAGUACAAAAUCUAAAUUCCCUCUGGCAGAGUGGAGAUGUAUGGAAAAAAGAGGAAGUCAAAGACCUCCUGCGUCGACUCACUGGUCUGGCUGAAGGCAAGAAAAUCUCUAUCGAAUAUGGAACAGAAAAAAAAAUAAAAAUACCAGUAACAUCUGUUUAUUCAGGUCCACUCAGAAGUGGAGGCCACAUAGAAAGAGUGUCCUUCUACCUUGGCUUUUCCAUUGAAGGCCCUCUAGCAUACGAUAUAAAAUUAUAUCAGUAGACAUAUUACCUCACUGGUAAAGAUGGAGGGGUAGAUAGACAUGCCUCUUCGCAAUUCAUAAUCAUAAGAAGGAAGACAACUGACCUAGAAAUGAAGAACACCCAGAACUGCCAGAAAAUCACCCAGAAAAAACCCCAGACCUCUAGAAAAGUCUGACAAACAAGGAUUUAAAGAAGCUAUAUUCGUCCAGUGAGUAGGAGUAGAAAUGGGGAGUCAAGGUGGAGAGUUGGAGAGGCAGACAGGUGGUGGCAGCCAGUGGAAUGGGCAGCCCCACAUUCAUGUGUGAUGGAUAAAAAUCAGGGGGACAUCUUUUGAGCCAGUGAGUCCAGCUCUAGGUCACACCAUGUGGCCAAGGGCUUCAGCUCUAGGUCACACCAUAUGGCCCAGGGCUUCAGCUCUGGGAAAGAUAAAGCUGUAUAACUUCUGGUUGUAAACCCACUGUAGGGGGUUAUGGUGGAGGAAGAAACUGCCAUUAGAUAUACAAAAGCACCCACCUUGGAAACCACCAGGAUAUUGGGUGAAGGGGCGCCAAGUGCAUACAGGAAGAGUGGGUGAAGUGACUGGAAAUGAGGCGAGGUCCUCACAAGCCCCCAGAAGUGAGCCAGUAGCAGCAUUGUCCCCUCUUCAAUACCUCCCCCAUGCAUAGAACCAUGGUUGCCCCAUACUAGUGAAUGCUCAAGGCUCCUCCCCAUAUAACUUAACAUGUACACUGAAAACAAAAUCAAACUGGAAGUACCUAACACACAGACACAAAAAAGCUGCCAAAAUCAGGAGACAAAGAAAUAUGGACCAAAUGAAGGAACAAAACACAACCCCAGAAAAAAAAAACUAAGUGAUCAGACGCAGAGAUCAAAACACUGGUGGUGAGAAUGCUCAAAGAUCUCACUGAAUACAGCAAAAGCAUAAGGGAAGACAUGAAGGCUCUACUAAGAGAAAUAAAGAAAAAUCCAUAGGAAACCAACAGUGAAGAAAAGGAAGCCAGGAUUCAAAUGAAUGAUAUGGAACAUAAGGAAGAAAUAAACAUUCGACCAGAACAAAAAAUGAAGAAACAAGAAUUCAAAAAAACAAAAAAAAGAGAGAGAGAGAAUAAAGUUUAAGACAACUCUGGGACAUCUCCAAAAGGGCCAACAUCUGAAUUAGAGAUGCCAGAAGGAGAAGAGGAAGAGCAAGAAAUGAAAAACACUUUUGAAAAACUAAUGAAAGAAAACUUUUCUAAUUUGACAAAGAAAAUAGACAUACAAGUCCAGGAAGCACAGGGACUCCCAAAGAGGACCACACCAAGACACAUCAUAAUUAAAAUGCCAAAGGUUAAAGAUAAAGAGAAAAUUUUAAAAGCAGCAAGAGAAAGGCAGAGAAUUACCUACAAAGGAGUUCCCAUAAGACUGUCAACUGAUUCUGAAAACAAACUUAGCAGGCAAAAAGGACUGACAAGAAUUAUUCAAAGUUAUGAAAAUCAAGGACCUAAAGUAAUCUUUAACCAAGAUUACUCUAUCCAGCAAACCUAUCAUUUAGAAUUGAAGGGUAGAUAAAGUGCUUCCCAGGUAAGAUAAAGCUAAAGAGUUCAUCAUCGUCACGCCCUUAUUAUAUGAAAUGUUAAAGGGACUUAUUUAGGAAAAAGAAGAAGAUCAAAUCUAUGAACAUUAAAGUGACAACAAAUUCAACCCAUCAAUGGCUGAAUCUAAAAAACACACAAAAACUAAGCAAACAACUACACAGGAAUAGAUAUGGAGAUCAUUUGGAGAUUUAUCUGGGAAAGUAAAGGAGGAGAUGGGGGGGGAAGAUAGAGAUUCAGAAGCAUAAUUGGUAGGUACAGAAUAGACAGAGAUGUUAGGAAGAGUAUAGGCAAUGGAGAAGCUAAAGAACUUAACAUUUACAGCCCAUGGACAUAAAUUCCCUCCCAAGCAGAGGGAAUCACUGGAGGGAAGGGGGAACUGGGUGAAGGGAGACAGUGGGGGAAAACUGGGAUACCUGUAAUAGCAUAAUCAAUGAAAUACACAUUAAAAAGAUAUAAGCUUAAAUAUGCUAUUUCAUAUUUGUUUCUGAACUUAGUUCCUCUAUUCCCAUGACACUGUGAUGACAGGGAUACCUCUGUCACACACUUUGGCUUUAUCUCCCCAAAUGAAUUAUAAGCCUUGGUAAGGCAUGAAAAAUGUCUACACAACAGAGCUUGGCACACAGUGGAGUCAACUUUCAAUAUUUUAAAGAUGUGCUUUCAGAAUAACAUUUAAUUAAGAGGUUUUAAUUCAUGUCCACUGGUCACAGCAUUACUGGUUAUAGAUCAAUAAAGUCUGUUUUAAUUCUAUCACUACUAUGAACUUUCUGAAUUAUGAACUAUUUACUCACUGUGAAAGCAGAGAUGUGAAAUGAACAUGGGAGAGAGAGCCCCCCUCGUUAGCUUACUGAACUCUGGCUCAGAGAUCCACUCUGAGGGCCACUUCCCUCCCCUUGGUGUCAGCAAGUGUGUAUUAUGUGGAAGGUGACUAUUUACCUCCAUGUAGCCCUCCACACACACACACACACACACACACACACA
Messenger RNA from Artibeus jamaicensis (Jamaican fruit-eating bat), 7543 nucleotides. Its product is annotated as sterile alpha motif domain-containing protein 9-like. Gene Ontology annotation, cellular component: cytoplasm. Lineage: Eukaryota; Metazoa; Chordata; Mammalia; Chiroptera; Phyllostomidae. The record is from RefSeq and is a predicted model, not a curated record. Gene Ontology annotation, molecular function: protein binding.